Molecule: messenger RNA, 540 nt
Organism: Lycium barbarum (goji berry)
Lineage: Eukaryota; Viridiplantae; Streptophyta; Magnoliopsida; Solanales; Solanaceae
Exons: 1
Coding region: 1-540 (179 amino acids)
Biological process (GO): DNA integration
Molecular function (GO): nucleic acid binding
Source: RefSeq, a predicted model, not a curated record
AUGACUGAUUAUUUCUCUAAAUGGGUUGAAGCUCAGGCACUCGAGAAAGUUAGGGAAAAAGAGGUUAUUGAUUUCAUUUAUGACAAUAUAAACUAUCGAUUCGAGUUACCCGCAGAGAUCGCGUGUGAUAACGGGAAGCAGUUCAUAGGCAGCAAGGUCAGCAAGUUUUUCGAAGAAUACAAGAUCAAGAAGAUCUUGUCCACCCUAUAUCACCCGAACGCGAAUGGCCAGGCUGAAUCUACCAAUAAAACUAUACUGCAUAAUCUAAAGAAAAGACUGGCCGGCUCUAAGCACCGAUGGAAGGAGGUUCUGCCCGAAGUUUUAUGGGCCUACAGCACAACGGUGAGAUCAAGCACCGGGGAAACUCCGUUCUCCCUUGUAUACGGAGCCGAGGCCCUAAUACCCGUCGAAGUCGGUGAACCAAGCUUAAGAUUCCGAUAUGCCACUGAGGACUCAAACCAUGAAGCAACGUCUGCUUGUUUGAAUCUCGUGGACGAAAGGAGGGAAGCUGCUCAUAUCCGGAUAGCCGCACAAAAAUAA